GUAUCUGAACGUUGGGUUGCCCCGGAUAUCUAUGGAUGUUACUAGCGGAGACGAUGAGGGAGGAGCAGAUCUGUGACUUCUUGGCCGAAAGUGUGAAGAUAAAAAAAUUCCUCGUCGUUUGACGUUGAUCUUUGUAGUUUUUCUUUGCUCUUUGAGUUUGCCAGUUUCGCUUGUCGAUUCGACAGUUUCCCAGCAGUAACAGAGGCGAGCUGUAAACUUCCCGAGUGAUGAAAAGUACCCCUUUUGUCGAUGUGUGCUGACCACGAUGCGAUGCUUUGGAGGGAAUAUGGGCAUCGGAAUAAAAUUCAAGUGACAGGAACAGUGCGGCUUUAAACCGAGUGUUUAGACUUUCAUCAGUUGGAUGAUGACUGAAGAGCCUGACGUUUUCUGGGACAUUCUUUCAUCCUCUUCAAGUGAAGCGGACAAAUUUUUACGCACUCUGCGAACAAAUUGAGGCAGGCUUGUCAUUGUUGCGCCAGUCAUGCCUGCUCCAAAGAUGAUGAAUGCAGAAAACGAGGUGGAGAAGAGGAUUGUCAUGAUGCGUGAGCUGUUGAAAACCAUGGUUGAUGUUCGGAACCUGAAGCAGAGCAAGGAGUUAAGAAAUUCCAUUGAAGACGAAGUGAAGAGGCAGAGUGUAGACGCUGCGAAAAAGCGAGCAGCGGCACAAAACGUGGAUUACCCUUGUUUUGCUAAUCUGGUAUCCUGCGCUCAUCUGAAGCCAAUGACACGAAAAGAGCUGGACAGGAAAAUCGACAGAAACCCAAAACAUGAAGGAAGCAUCCCAGCGUGGUCUUUUGAUGUCACUGGGCAUUCACAGCCAGGCAAGCCAAUUUUGGCAACCUGCAGACAGACGAAAUCUGAUACCGUUCUCAAUAGACUUGCCAGCAAUCAGGAUCUCCCGUCAAGCAUUGGGUCUAAUUUGUCCUGCUUUGAAAACCCACUUUUUCGAGCCCAUGAGCAGCAAAGGCUUGCAUUUCAUCACGUGUCAGAAUCGGCUGUCUCAGCCUUGCCAUGUGUUCCUUCCACGGGACUGGGAUGGAAAGGCGAUGGCUCCAGGAUGCCCACAGUCCAAAAACCUGGGCCCAAAGGGUCGUCGUACUCCAGUGAUCUCUUUAUCAAGGAAUGGAAACUUCUGAACUCCUCUCAACCCUCUGAGCGCCUGAGCUAUCUGAUCAACUUCCCGCCAUCCAGCUUGCCAAAAAUCUUCUGGGUGGAGAUCCCACCAUUCUUACUUGCAGAGAUCCUAGAGACCCUUCGGAGCACUGCUUUGAAUCUCAGGAAGGGAACUAGCACAGACGAUAAGAGCUGUGCAGGUCUCUCCUUGGACAGCGACGAUAGACCGACACACGUUCAUGAACACAUGUCCGACUGCGCCAGUACUGCAACUAGAUCACAUUAUAAGAAGCAUACGACCGAGCUCAGAAAGAAUGGAUCUGUCUCAGAUCCUGAAGAGGAGAUUGUCCACGAACAGCAUCAUGUCCUUUACCCACCUCCACACAACAGAGUUAUGGACGGCAAGGAGCGAGUUUUGUCUUGGGUUGCUUCGGUUAUGGAGGCUUUGACUAGGUGUGGUCGAUUUGGACUGGCGGUGAAACUCGUGGGCCAAGAGUCUCGAGACUCAGCACGUGAAAUUCUAGAGCAUAUUACGAGUGCCACUGCCACUGAUGAGCCAGAGAUGCUGACCUCUGGACCUCGUCCUUCUGAAUUGGUUCACAAGUACAGCUGUAUAUGACCGACAUCUCCCACACAUUUUGUUGCAAGCCUCUUCCAACGUUGUCCUGACAUGCAAUUUCUUGGCCCAUUACCUUGACUGCCCACAUUUUUGUACUGCAUAUGAAGGUUUCUUUCUCGGGUCGCAUGCCUACAAUUAAUUAUUUGACACUCUUAAAUUACAGCGGAAGUGCAACUGGCGGUGCGUCAUGCGCGAUUGUAAACUGUGUUCUGCUCAGAUUGGAUGCCAAGAAACAAGGUCAUCUAUCAAUCGUAUGACUAAUGAGAUGGAUCAAUCUGAAUAAACUGGUAGAAACGUCUCGAUCUUGCUGUAGAAAAGUUAAGAAUACUGGCCUGUGGAAUUUUCAGCCAUUGCGGAGAGGCACAUGAAAUACUUUGAUGUGAACUUUAAUAUGUACAUCUUAGAGUUCUUGAGAAUUUAAGAUACAUAGUAGCGCAUUUUCAUAUUGCGCCGAAGAAUUGUUCAGAUUAAAAUCAAUAUCUGCACAUUGUUUUAUGACAUAUUUACCAUUUAUGACAUAUGGCAUUGGGCGUUAACAAUUAAUGAUAAUGUAAUGAGAGUAAUUAUAAUAAUUAAAUAUAAUCACUUCAUUAAAAGUUAACACCUAAAUUUCUAUAUAUAUUUUAAUACUGAACAUAACAAAAUCUACAUUAUCAAAUCAUCUUAAAAUAAACACAGUGAAUCUCAUCGAUAAAUUUUUAUUCAUAGUUUCAUCAUGGAUUU
Molecule: messenger RNA, 2455 nt
Organism: Marchantia polymorpha subsp. ruderalis
Lineage: Eukaryota; Viridiplantae; Streptophyta; Marchantiopsida; Marchantiales; Marchantiaceae
Source: the annotation of a GenBank genome assembly